This is a messenger RNA of Varanus komodoensis (Komodo dragon), 2259 nucleotides long. It is a transcript of the gene EFNA5, whose product is annotated as ephrin A5. Gene Ontology annotation, molecular function: ephrin receptor binding. The transcript is spliced from 5 exons. Lineage: Eukaryota; Metazoa; Chordata; Lepidosauria; Squamata; Varanidae. Gene Ontology annotation, cellular component: plasma membrane; external side of plasma membrane. The record is from RefSeq and is a predicted model, not a curated record. The coding region runs from base 362 to 1048 and encodes 228 amino acids. Gene Ontology annotation, biological process: axon guidance; ephrin receptor signaling pathway; regulation of actin cytoskeleton organization.
UCGGCACAGGACUCGUCGCCGUGAAUGAGCUCCUCCCGCCUCCUCCUCCGCCGUCUGUUGCUGCUGCUACCGCGGGUGCCCGCUUCGGCUCCCAGCUCCCCCUACCGGGGCACGCAGGCUCCAUAAGGAUCUCUCCUCGCCACAGGCUUUCUUCCGGAGGGGAUCUCCUCGUGGCUCUUUGCCUGCCUUGCACUUUUCUCUUUGUGUGUGUCUUGUGACUUGGUGUGGUUUGUCUUUUUUUUCUUACCCCCUUUCACUUUCCUUGGUGUUGUUCUCCUUUGUUGUUGUUGUUGUUGUUCUUGAAGAAAAAAAAAAAGAAAACUCUAUCCACCCCUGUGCUGUGUCUUGUUGGCCGGGAGUGAUGUUGCACGUGGAGAUGUUGACGCUGGUCUUUCUGGUGUUCUGGAUGUGCGUCUUCAGCCAGGAUCCCAGCUCCAAAACGGUGGCCGAUCGCUAUGCCGUCUACUGGAACAGCACCAACCCCAGGUUCCAGAGAGGUGACUAUCAUAUUGAUGUCUGCAUCAAUGACUAUUUGGAUGUAUUUUGUCCUCAUUAUGAGGAUUCAGUGCCAGAAGAUAAGACUGAACGCUACAUACUUUAUAUGGUGAACUUUGAUGGCUACAGCUCCUGUGAUCACACGUCCAAGGGAUUCAAGAGGUGGGAGUGCAAUCGACCUCACUCUCCAAAUGGACCAUUGAAGUUCUCAGAAAAAUUCCAGCUCUUCACUCCCUUCUCAUUAGGAUUUGAAUUCAGGCCAGGCCGGGAAUAUUUCUACAUCUCAUCUGCAAUCCCUGAUAAUGGGAGACGGUCCUGUCUAAAGCUGAAAGUCUUUGUACGACCAGCAAACAACUGUAUGAAAACUAUAGGUGUUCAUGAUCGUGUUUUCGAUGUUAACGACAAAGUAGAAAAUUCAUUAGAACCAGCAGAUGAUACUGUACAUGAAUCAGCUGAGCCAUCCCGUGGUGAGAAUGCAGCGCAGACACCAAGGAUAUCCAGUCGGUUUUUGGCAACCCUACUGUUUCUCCUGGCAAUGCUUUUGACGUUAUAGCACAUAUCCUAGCAACCUGUCACAGACAACAUCAGGAUCUUGGAACAUCAAAGAUCCCCUUAACUGCUCAUCUCAAGAAUGGGACUUGUAUUGGUUUUGCAGAUGAUGGUUUGUUUUCCUCCCCUGGUUUCCUCCCUUCUUCCACUGCAACCUGAACUAUGAGCAAAAAUUGAAGAGGCAUAACUAGCACUCUUCCCACUCCCAGUCUUUCCCCGACUUUCCUUGACCCCUUCUAAAAUAAAAGGACUCCAAAUGAAAAUGCCAAAUUUCAAUAUUGACACUAGUGAUUCUUACUUUCCUCUGCAGCCUCUCUUAAGAUACCACCUCUGUUAGCUUGCUGGGCCAUCUGUAUGUGGAGAAGAAAGAAUAGUAGCAAAUGCAGUCAGUUGGAGGAUAAGGAAGUUGUUUGGAAAAUUCUCUCCAAUGCAAUAUUUAUUCCUCCUCAUUCUGCACUGUAAGAUGAUCAUGCAUUGUGUCACCAUGUCAGGACUGGAAGGGAGAUAUUAAGAAUAAAUAUAGCAUAAUACCAUUUCCUCCAGGAAUUUCUCCAUGAACAGGCUUCUCAGAGGAAAGAGAUGCUCUUUUGUAUGCAACUGCCUUGAAAGAUCCUUGACAGAACUUGUGCUCCUCAUCAGAACCUAUGUAAUUAAGGGCGAAGACAGUGACUACUGAGGAAUGCUAGCACACAAGCAAGGUCAGAUUUAGGAAGCUCUGCUGGGGUGUUUAUUAUCUCUCUAAAUGGAUAGCGCACACCUGAUUAUUUUUCUUUUGAAAUAGAUCACCAUGGUGCUACAAUCUUUUUUCUUCAGAUGCAAAGAGGCAUUUUCUAUACCUUCCUUUUUUCUUCUUUUUUUGUGUGUGAAUAAAGUGACCUUUCCCAAGGCUGACUUACUAGCCGAUAGCCUUGGAUACCACUCUGGGUGAUGAUGCAUGCUAAGAUGAUAAAAACACUGGGGGGAAUAAUCCUGGUGAAUGAUACAGAAUCCCCAGUGUGCUCAUGAUUUGCCUCCCUUGAAAGUUAGACAACCCUUGGAGUAAAGUGCAGCCAGAAAGGGGCCAGAAUAGUUGUCACAGAGAGUGGUUUAUAGGAACAAAAAGAACAGAAAGAAUAUGUUGAACUCUGGAGUGAAUUCAGGUAUUGGUUUUAUACCUCUCUUCUUUCCAACACAGUGGAAAUGUUUUUAUCAGCAGGAGAUAAACUAGGUGGACUC